This is a messenger RNA of Scleropages formosus (Asian bonytongue), 510 nucleotides long. RefSeq names its product calcium binding protein 5a (gene cabp5a). Gene Ontology annotation, molecular function: calcium ion binding; calcium channel regulator activity. The coding region runs from base 1 to 510 and encodes 169 amino acids. Gene Ontology annotation, cellular component: cytoplasm. Lineage: Eukaryota; Metazoa; Chordata; Actinopteri; Osteoglossiformes; Osteoglossidae. The transcript is spliced from 6 exons. The record is from RefSeq and is a predicted model, not a curated record.
AUGAGCUUUGGAGAAGCGUGCAUCUUCCUGAGAGGAGGCAAGAACAUCGAAAGGGAACUAGCAGAUGAUGAAAUUGAAGAGCUGCGGGAGGCUUUUGACGAGUUUGACAAGGACAAGGACGGCCUGAUCAGCUGCAAGGAUCUGGGCAACUUGAUGAGGACGAUGGGCUACAUGCCCACCGAGAUGGAGCUCAUCGAACUGAGCCAGAACAUCAACAUGAAUUUGGGAGGGAGGGUGGAUUUUGAGGACUUUGUGGAAUUAAUGGCCCCAAAGCUCCUUGCUGAAACCGCCGGGAUGAUUGGAGUCAAGGAGUUGAGAGACGCCUUCAAAGAGUUUGACAUGGAUGGGGACGGAGCAAUAACAACCGAGGAGCUGCGCUGCGCCAUGACCAAGCUGAUGGGAGAACACAUGAGCCGCCGAGAGAUCGACGCCGUGGUGAAAGAGGCCGACAACAACGGGGACGGGACAGUAGACUUUGAGGAAUUUGUGAAAAUGAUGUCUCGCCAGUGA